Molecule: messenger RNA, 2028 nt
Organism: Closterium sp. Naga37s-1
Lineage: Eukaryota; Viridiplantae; Streptophyta; Zygnematophyceae; Desmidiales; Closteriaceae
Source: the annotation of a GenBank genome assembly
AUGCUUCCGUCGUUCAUGGUCAAACUAUUUUGGAAAAGGAUGGACGAGGCGGCGGAGGGAGUAGGAGUGGGAGGGGGUGCCAAACACAAGGGAGGAGGCGAGGGGGUGCCACGCGUCGUGGUUAAGUACAGCUACGAGGAGGAGGAGGAGAUCGAGGAGGAUACAUCGAGGCAAGCUCAGCACAGGGUGAGCGGCCCGGGCGGCAAUGCAAAUGAGCAGGAGGGCUCGAGCUUGGAAUCGAGCUCCGACUCGAGCUCGAGCGAUGAGUUGAUUGAGCACGACGGCGAGGGCGCAGGAGAACAUCCAGGUGGGACGGAGCGUACGGAGGAGCACGGAGUGGCGCUCGGGGAGCGGGUGGACGAGCGGGUGAAGCAUAUCAAGCAGCAGGCGACGGGGGACGAUGGGGAUGUCGAGGAGCAGGAGGGCGGAGCGGCUGCGCAGGAGGGUGGGGCAGGAGUGCAUCAGCAGGAGGGCAGGGCGGCUCAGCAGGAGGGCGUGGUGGCUGCGCAGGAGGGUGGGGCGGGAGGGCAGGAGCAGGAGGGCAGGGAGGCUGCGCAGGAGCGACAGGUCGCAGUAAGAAGUCACCGCACGGCCAGUGGCAGCAGACAGGCAGGCCCUUCGACGUCGGCCAUUGCAUCUGGAGGCCAGGUCGUCGAGCUACUGCAGAGGGUCGCGGAGGUCGAGGCGUCGCAGAAGAAGCUCGUCGCCGACGUAUUUGUGAAGCACAGUGAGCAAGCCGCUGUUUUCAACAAGCUUGCUGAGGAUUUUCGGACGGCCUGGAAUAUGAUUCCGGAGUCGUCGAAGAGCACGCUGAAGCAGUGCGGCGAUGUCGUAAACGGUGUCACAGAGGAGAGGAAGCUGUUGGAAGGGGCGCGCACGAAGCUCGACGAGAUGAGCGGGAAAAUCAUCGAGGGGGUGGCAGCCGCUAUCACAAAAGCGAGCGAGGACGCCGUCGAGAAGCAGCUCAAGCUUGUCGAGGAGCGGCUGGUUUCUUCGGUCGUGAAGGGUAUUGAGAAAGCCGUCAAGGAGGACUUGUUCUACUCCACCCUCCCGCUCGAGAGCAUGAAGGAGCUGAAGGACGUUGUGAGAGAAGGCUACCAAGAAGCUGAAGCUAGCAGAUUGGAAGUCCUCACCAAAGCGGUGGCGAGAGGGUUUCGGGGCUCGGCGGGCCCGUUGACGAGGUCGCGUCAGGAGGAGGGGGUGGCUGGUGUUCGCAGCGGGGUUGAGCAUCGAGUUCAUGAGCGCUCGGUUCCUCCUUCUUCGGUGGGAGGACAUGUCGGCAGCCUGGUAGCAUCCCCACCUUCGCGUGCCCGUCAGAAUGCCGGCAAGUCCGUCAAGGACAACGAGGUCAUCGUACUCGACCGGUCGCCCCUUCAGAAGACCUCUGAAGCAGCACCGAAGCCUCCGCCUGAUGCCUUUGCUCUGCUGCGGGACAUGCUGCAGGGCCUCGGGAAAAAGGGUGGGAAAGGAGUGGUUGCGGGGGAGAAAAGUGGUGCCCCAAUCGAAUCCGUCGCCUCGGCCGGGAAAGGAGUCGUGGAAAAGCGAGGUGACCCUACCCCGUUUGGCGGCGCUGCGGGGAAAGGAGCGGGGGAGAAACGGGAGGCGACAGAGAGCAGUGACGUCGAGAAGGCAUCUACCGUCGUUGCUGCUCGACACGAAAAGUCGAAGAAGCCCAAGGUGAUCGACUACGCCCCACCUCCUCCGCUGGACGACCAAGGCAAGACGAGAGGCUGCAAAGCUCCCUUCAAAGGACCGCGCAUGAUGUCGCGGAAGGGGAAGCCGGUUUCCGAGCAGACCGUAAGGUUGAGGAAGCGGUUCCUAGGCACUUCUGAAACGGAGGCGGACCAAAAGUUUUGUACGGCCAUCUGCUGGCGCGUGUACUUCCCCGGCAUAGACCUUAAGGAGUACGAGGGGUUCACGGCACAGGAUGAGAAGGACUGGAAGGUCUAUCUCGAUGCAGCCGCUGGUAUGCCCACCGGCGUUUGGAGCGUGGCGCAAGAACAAGGGGAAUGUCUUUUCGACGAGUGA